Homarus americanus (American lobster) is the source of this 1713-nucleotide messenger RNA. Its product is annotated as mid1-interacting protein 1-like. Gene Ontology annotation, cellular component: cytosol. Gene Ontology annotation, biological process: regulation of lipid biosynthetic process. The record is from RefSeq and is a predicted model, not a curated record. The transcript is spliced from 3 exons. Bases 243 to 953 code for a protein of 236 amino acids. Lineage: Eukaryota; Metazoa; Arthropoda; Malacostraca; Decapoda; Nephropidae.
CGCCUCGGAGCGUCAGGCAGUCCUAGCCAGAGCUCGACCGAGUAAGGAGUACCACCGUGCCUUAAACUUCCUCUUGCAAAUACUGGUGUGUCUACGGUCUUUACGGCCUUGAGAACUUAAAAACUAUCAGUGGAUAUAAGAACUUGGACUUUUCAUAUUUGUGAAAUUGACCGUCGGUAUAAGUUAAGUGCGGCUUACACAAUUGGAAAACUCUUAGCGAGAGCUGAACUUGGUAUAUUUAAAUGACAAAUCAACCCCAAAGGCAAGUGGCCCUCACUAACAACACGAUGCUCUACAAUUCUGUUGACAACUACUACCCCACUGGUCUUGACGACAACAGCAGCGUGAGGAUGAACAAACACGAUGAGCUGUCCGACUUCUCGUCCCAGUCCAUACUGUGUGCCAUGGACCGCUUCGUCAAGGCUGUCAACAACAUGAACGAGACUGUCAUGGUCCCCUGCAGAUUACUGGAUGUGGAUGUUGAUCUUACAAAGACUUCACAGAAAGUGCCCAGCCUCAUGCGUGAGGGCGGCAAUCCCUACAACUUCUACACAGUUCUCAACUCUGUCAAGAACGACCUCAUCUGGGGUCCCACAUCCAAUGACGAAGACGACAACGAGAACAACACGGUACCAUCUUCCAACAACACUCGAUGGUCUGACCCGGCGACUGUUAUUCCCAGUACAGUUCAGGUCAAGGGUCACAUGCGGCGACAGAGUACCUUGUCCACUAUCUCCAUGUCCUCCAACACCUCCGACGGCGAGAGUGAAGGCGGAUGUGACGUGAGUGAAGGUGGAGACUCUGGAGUGGAGGGUGAGGAGGGCAGUGAUGUUGCCGCCAGUGUGAUGGACUCCCUGAGAUCACACUUGCUGGGGCUCCACUCCUGCCUCAACAACCUCACUGAUACUGCUACCUACAUCACCGAUCGCUACCAAGAAGAGGUAAAUGCGUAGACGAUCACCUUGCCAACACUAGUCACAACUACAUGGUGCUGGAGGCACUCAGCGUUGAACCAUCACCAAUAUAGAUGGUUAGCCUGGUAGUCUUUUCAGUUGGGAUAGUUCUUCCCCAGUCCAUCACUGGAAUUUGUUCUAGAUAACAAAUUGACUUUGUUUUUUAAACCUGGAGUAAUGACAAUAUACCCCGGUGGUUGUUGUGGCUCAUAAGCCACUCUGGAGGGGCAGGCUCCCCUCGCCUUGUCUGUGAUAGUGCGCGCACCCCCCCCCCCUCACUUUCCUGUAUCCCAUGCACAGUGGCUCAGACCAGCGUUCCCAUAGUUGUACCCUCAUGUUAAAUGCACAAACACCUGUCCUCCACGCAUCCCUGUUCCACAACGAAAUCUUUCAACCGUAAGAAUUCCGAUAUCUAUGGGAUUAUGAUGUCAGUGUCCCUGUUCAUUAAUCAUGUAUUCUAGGUAUUUCCUCCGAGCCACCCACAAAAUUUAACCAUUCCCGCACGCUGGACCAAUAUCAUGUGGUGUGUGGAGGGAACCUUGGAGUGGGUGGAGUAGCUGGGGCAGCGCCCGCGUGCAGCGUGUAUGUGAGGAUUCACCUGUGUGUACAUCCUCGAGUCUUCGCACGACCUUGUACACACACUUGCGCACAUGUGUUUCAUGCAUAUUGUAUGGGAAAUGAUUAUUAUGGUAGUAUUAGUUAAUUAUUUUGUAUUGUAUUGAUUUAAGUCAUUCAUAUAUAAUUAAAAGUGUUUUGUAAA